Pristis pectinata (smalltooth sawfish) is the source of this 4701-nucleotide messenger RNA. RefSeq names its product metastasis associated 1 family, member 3 (gene mta3). Gene Ontology annotation, cellular component: NuRD complex; nucleoplasm. Gene Ontology annotation, molecular function: transcription coactivator activity; sequence-specific DNA binding; chromatin binding. The record is from RefSeq and is a predicted model, not a curated record. Bases 443 to 2434 code for a protein of 663 amino acids. Lineage: Eukaryota; Metazoa; Chordata; Chondrichthyes; Rhinopristiformes; Pristidae. The transcript has 21 exons. Gene Ontology annotation, biological process: negative regulation of transcription by RNA polymerase II.
GGUUCGGCCGCGGCGCCGCCACCACAGCAGCAGCAGCAGGAGCAGCAGGGAGGCGACGACGGGAGCGGAGCGGCGAGCUCCCCGGGCAGCCCCUGUGUCCAUCGGCAGCACCCAGGAGCCGGGGAGAGCGGGCGUCACCGCCCCCACCCCCCUCCCCUGACCUCCCCACCACCCUCCUCCCUCCGACACCAGCCUCUGAACCGGCAAAAACAAAACAAUAAUAAAAGGGGCGGAAUGGCGGCAAAUAUGUACAGGGUCGGAGACUAUGUUUACUUUGAAAAUUCUUCCAGUAAUCCUUACUUAAUAAGAAGAAUAGAAGAACUCAAUAAGGUAUUUUAAAUGUACUGCAAGCGGUAACGUGGAAGCGAAAGUGGUCUGCUUCUAUCGGCGCCGGGACAUUUCAAACAGUCUAAUAGUACUUGCGGAUAAACAUGCAAAGGAAAUGGAAGAAGAACUGGAGACUACAAGUAUUUUAGACUUGACGGAAAAACAAAGACAUCAGCUUAAACACCGGGAGAUAUUUCUAUCACGCCAAUACGAGUCACUUCCUGCCACUCAUAUCAGGGGCAAAUGCGGUGUUUCACUUUUGAACGAAACAGAGUCAGUGGCCUGCUAUUUGGAAAAGGAGGAUAGUUUUUUCUACUCCUUGGUGUAUGAUCCUUCACAGAAGACACUCCUAGCAGACAAAGGGGAAAUACGUGUAGGCACUCGAUACCAAGCAGAUAUUUCAGACAUGCUAAAUGAAGGUGAAUCAGAUUCCAGAGAUCAAUCGAAGAUGGAGGUUAAGGUUUGGGAUCCUGACAACCCAUUGAAUGAUCGACAAAUAGAUCAGUUCCUGGUAGUUGCACGUGCUGUGGGUACAUUUGCUAGAGCUCUGGAUUGUAGCAGUUCUGUCAGGCAGCCCAGUUUACAUAUGAGUGCAGCAGCUGCUUCAAGGGACAUUACUCUGUUCCACGCAAUGGACACUUUACACAAGCACAACUAUGACUUGACAAAUGCAAUCAGCAUCUUAGUACCACAGGGUGGUCCUGUUCUGUGCAGAGAUGAAAUGGAAGAAUGGUCAGCGUCUGAAGCUAGCCUGUUUGAAGAGGCAUUGGAAAAGUAUGGCAAGGAUUUCAAUGACAUCCGACAAGACUUUUUGCCAUGGAAAUCACUGACCAGUAUCAUAGAAUACUAUUAUAUGUGGAAAACAACAGAUAGAUAUGUGCAACAGAAACGCCUCAAGGCAGCUGAGGCAGAGAGCAAACUGAAACAGGUGUACAUUCCAACAUACAAUAAACCUAAUCCGAAUCAGAUAUCAAGUGUUAAUGGAAAGCCUGCUGUGGUGAAUGGUCCAGUUGGAGGGAUGGUUUAUCAAAACCAGAACUCAAGUUUAGGCCGACCAUGUGAGAGUUGUUACACCACGCAGUCUCAACAGUGGUUUUCCUGGGGACCUCCUAAUAUGCAAUGUAGACUUUGUGCUUCAUGUUGGACAUACUGGAAGAAGUAUGGUGGUCUAAAGAUGCCUACUCGAACAGAAGCAGAAAAAAUGUCACCACCACAUGACGUUUCGGAACCACGUUUAAGAGGCAUCUUUCGUCAUGGUCAACCAGGGCAUGGUGUGCCAAUGCAUAUCGAUAGUCCAAAGUCUACUUUGAAGACACGCCAGUCUUUCUUUCUGCAGACAACGCGUCUUACAAAACUUGCCAGACAUGUCUGCAGAGGUAUUUUGCAGCUGAAACAGGCAGCAAGGAGACCAUUUGUUCCAAUUAACUGUGCUGCCAUUAAGGCAGAAUGUGCUGCUAGAUUUCCAGAUGCAAUGAAAAGACCACUGAAUAUCAAAGCACCUUUGAGGAAGCCUCUGGCAAGUGUUAUCAAAUAUCUAGAAGUGCAUCCUGCUGUAAAGCCAAAGGUGUUCAGAACUGUACCAAGCAUCACUUCCGGGAACUCCAGUCAAGCGUCAAAACGACUAUUUACGAUUCAAAACCAUGGCUCUCCAACGAUUCUAGGAAAGCGAAGCUACAGCCAGCACAAUGGUGUGGAUGGGAGUGUGAAAAAGCGACUUUUGACAUCUUAUAGGGAUGUUGCAAGUCAUACACAAGGACCAUUAAUAAAGGCUGACCAUUUCCCAUAUUUGGCUAAUGGAAAAGGAAUGUCAACUGGAAUCAACAUAAUCCAGCCUGGUACUAUUCCAGUGAUUAAGAGACAACGGCCAAACUGGAUUGAUGCACCUGAUGAUGGCUUUUUUAAGGUUACUGAGAAAACAAGAUGGAUGCAGAGUUCCAGUUUCCCCACAGUCAGGAAGAAGAUUCGGAAACUUCUGUCACCUUCUGAGAUGAGGAGAGCUUCUAGGAGACCUUGCCUCCCACUUACCAUGCCAUCUCCUCAACCCUCUUUUACUUCUAAUCAAUGCAAGCAAUCCAGCACUGCAGAAGCGAUCGUCAUUACGGACUGAGAACAUGAAAUUAGUGGAUUUAGUCAGUCAAGGUUAUCAGGAAUAGAGCACUGAAGCUAUAGAUCUAUCUAUCAGGCCUUUACAACGUUGUCACUUGUUGGUGUUGAGAAGAUUAAGGAAAUAGUAUCAAUAUUUUGAUGGCAAUGUUGUUUUGCCACUCUCUCCAGCAGACAAAUAUUCUUAUUGUUACAUUUAUAUUAUUUUCUAGUGCUAUCAGAACAAUGGUGAGACAUUUUGCUGUCUUGUAUAUUUUAUUUGUGCAUUAGAUUGAUUAUACAAGUAGCACUGAAGUACUUUAAUAUGUUUGUUAAUAUGCUUUUUAGAAGUACUUACCAGUGUAUAUAUAGAUCAGGGAUGUCCAAACUUGGCUCAAGGCUUUUAAGCCCAAACAAUCUAACCCUCCUCCUGUUUAUAUUUCUUAGUUGCUGGUUUGCCCUUUUUGAAUUUAUGGGGCUUGAGGUUUGAAAAGGGCUGUCUUAAUAUUAUUCCCUCAUUGAUGGAAGAUCCUAAACCAUAUUUUGGUAUCAACAACUGCAGGCAGAUACAAAUUUCUGAGUUCAUGAAUAUAAACUUAUAUAUCCAGAGCCCAGUAGAUAUCUAUGCAGUCUACACAGAUAAAACCUUAAGCAGAAACAAUUCAGGCCUUAUCCUUGUUUACAAUUAAUUGAGGCAUGAAACCCAAAGUAUGUGUAUAUAGGUCCCUCUCAAUCAUCUUUUAGCAUCAAGAAAGAAAGCCCCAAGGAAGAAAGGCUUCAAAGUGACUCUGCCUGCUGCAUAUUGCAGUGUUAUUCCCGAUGAGACAGAAAAACACAGCAUUUUGUGCUUCACUAUAGCACAAAUGACAGUUAAGCUAAUUAAGUAAUAUAUUGGGAAACAGCUGGUUUGUAAUUAGCAUCUGUUCUAUGGUUUAUCUGAUUAACCUGUGAGCACUGGUGAUUAUUGAGAUUAUAGCUGGAGCUGUAGUUAUGGUUUAGUCCAUGUGCAUGGACUUCAGCAGCCAAAUAUUAAAAUUUGGGGAAAAAUGACAAAUGGAGAAACCUAAUAACACUCAUAUCCAGUGACUAAUGGUAAAAUGGAGUUUGUGGCUGUGGUUUCAGGCACACUUUUGUAUAUUUUUCAAAAAAAGUCUAGAAGGAACUAUAAUCAGAUCUAAUAUUGCACCCGGAAUACCAGAUACACAAGCUGAAAUUCAGUGAAAUAUUUAUUGUUAACAGUGUGUAUGAAGAUUUUACCUCCUUGACUCUUGGUCCAUGCCCACAUCAGACCUGAGCAGCUUAUACCAGUAUUCAUUUGAUAAGAGCGAUGGUGAGAAGAUUCUGUAUUGUCUAGCAGUUAGAAGUUCAACAAUACAAAACACCUUCAGUCCUGCUUGAGCAAUACAUGGAUGAUCAGACUUUCAUAUCGCCAGCUAGAUGAUGCUACAGAGAAGCAUAACUUUCUUCAGUGUGGAGUUGUUUCACAGAAUCACUAUGUAAUUUUUAAUGCAGGUAAACCUCAAAAUUCAUACUUUAAUAAUCUAGUUUAAAGCGAUGGUAAGUUUGCAUCAUAUUAACAACAACUGAACAUUAAUAUAUGUUCAGUCUUAAUUGCAUUUCUUUUUCAUUACUUAAAAAGUAAUCCAGAUAAUUAUUAUUAUGUUCAAUAAUGCAUUGUAAUAUCAGAUAGUGAUUGACAGAGAAACUUUGAUAGUUGGUUACCAGAAUUCCAACAAACCAGCAUGUUUGUAACUCUUUGUUUAUUUUUUAAUUGUGAAUGAUGACCUAUUUUUCUACCACCCCACCCCCCACACACAAGAAACUAAAGAAGAAACAGACAAAGUCAUUCAGUCUUCCUGUAGCCCUCAAUAAUUGCAUGCUGUUCAGACAAAAUUCUAUAAUUGCUGUAUCAUUAUGGUUUCUGCUACUCUGUUCAAUUGUUUUGUUAAAUCAUUCUUUUACAGUUUUCAACAAUUAAUUGCACUCUGUCUUUUUGAGAACUGUUUGUUGCUGUUAACACAGUGGGACAUGUUUAUAGAUAGUCAACUGGGAGCAUCUCAUUGGAACUCCUCAAGUUUUUAAUUUAAAUAAUUGAGGCUUAACUGAUUGAAACUUGAAAUGCUGAAUUUUAAAACAUUGUGAUCAGGUACCUGGACCUUCCAUUAUUAAAGGAGGAGCUACUUAUUACAAUCAUGACAUGAUAGAGUAACCCAAAAAACAUGUGUCUAUAGAAUUCAUUUUAUGUUUUAAAGAAAACUCAUCCAUUGGUUCUUACUUGAGCAGUGUGGCUUU